CGGGGACUGGGCAAGGCACUGUCGGUGACAUCACGGAGAGGGCGACUUCUAUGUAGAUGAGGCAGCGCAGAGGCUGCUGCUUCGCCACUUGCUGCUUCGCCAUGAAGGAGUUCCCGUGCGGUGGGAGCGGAUUCAGGACCGCUGAUCGGAAGAAUCUGCAGGAGUCUGAAGAGGAGGAAGCCCCCCAGGAGUCCUGGGAUGAAGGUGAUUGGACUCUCUCAAUUCCUCCUGACAUGUCUGCCUCAUACCAGUCUGACAGGAGCACCUUUCACUCAGUAGAGGAACAGCAAGUCGGCUUGGCUCUUGACAUAGGCAGAUUGGACAGAGGAAUGUUUCCAUGUGCAAGGAAGAACUGCUUCACGUAAGAGGCCCUGUCUGAAUUUAUUUGCAGGACAUUGGUGU
Molecule: messenger RNA, 402 nt
Organism: Gorilla gorilla gorilla (western lowland gorilla)
Lineage: Eukaryota; Metazoa; Chordata; Mammalia; Primates; Hominidae
Product: neuroblastoma breakpoint family member 3-like
Exons: 3
Coding region: 57-365 (102 amino acids)
Source: RefSeq, a predicted model, not a curated record